AGGAAUCGCCACUGACCCAGACGGAACACUGGAAACAACUGGCCGACUCUGUGAAAGAUGCUGAUUGUGUCUUGCAGGAGGCUAUCAACGCCCAACAUGACCAUCUCAUCAUGGAAAUCGAAACGUCUGAUGGUCCGUUAGCAACGAAUCUAAGGGCUGUAUAUGAAAGUGAUGAGUUGAGCAGGUUCAUGGGCCGCCUGGAUUCUCGUAUCAAGAACCAUGACAAGGAAAUUGAACGCAUGUGUAACUAUCAUUAUCAGGGAUUCAUAGAUUCCAUCCGGGAACUGCUGCAGGUUGGAAGUGAUGCCGAAAAACUAAAGGACGAAAUAGCCAGUACUGAUCGUGAAGUGCAGGCUUCAAGUAGACCUCUCUUGUCCAAGGGUGAAGAGCUGAUUAGGUGUAGAAAAAUUCAGAAAAAUAUUGCAUCUGCAAUUGAGAGUAUUUCUUUGUGUUUACCAGUUUUAGAAAUGUAUGGAAAACUAAGAGAGCAGAUGCAUCAUCAUCGGUACUAUCCAGCAUUGAAAACGUUAGAACAAUUAGAGCACACUUAUUUGCCACGUGUUAGUCGUUACUGGUUCUCCCAGACCAUGGCUGAUACAAUACCAAAGCUACGAGAGAGUAUCAAGGCUGCCUCAAUGUCGGAGCUUAAAGAUUUCCUUGAAAAUAUUCGUAAGCACUCCACAAGGAUUGGGGAAACUGCUAUGAGACAUGCUGCUGAACAGAACAACCUAGACCCAGAUCUGGCCAAGAAAAAGAGGAAAAGGAAAGCUCCUGCACCACCCAACCCAUUCACAGGGGAGGUGGAGGAAGAGAAAACAGCUAACCCAUUUGAUGGAGAGCCAGGAUCUGAUGAGGAGACAGAGGAGGAACUUAGUGCACAGGACAUGGUGGAUUUCUCUCCUGUCUACAGAUGUCUACACAUUUAUUCUGUUCUGGGAGCAAGAGAAACGUUCGAAACUUACUACAGAAAACAAAGGAAAAUCCAAGCCAAGUUAUCAUUGCAAGCUCCGCAAAAUAUGCAUGAAACUUUAGAUGGGUACAAGCGAUACUUCCAUGAUAUCAUUGGGUUUUUUGUGGUAGAAGACCACAUUUUACAUACAACAGCUGGUCUUGUGAAUCGGUCAAACAUGGAUGAACUGUGGGAAAUGGCUGUGACUAAAAUAGUAGGAGAACUGCACAAAAGCUCGGCACUCUGUAAAGAUGACGAAAUGAUGCUACAGAUCAAAAACCUCAUAGUUUUAUUUUGUCACACUCUGCGUGGCUAUGGCUUCAGUGUGGGACAGUUGUCAGACUUACUGCUGGAAAUAAGGGACAAGUACAACGAAAUAUUGAUGCAGAAGUGGUCUGGUGUGUUUGAUGGGAUAUUUAAUGAGGACAAUUACACACCAAUCUAUGUCCGGGAUGCAGAGGAGUGUGUGGCCAUCAUGGAUGGCUUCCCUCUCAGGGGUGAAGCUGACAAUGAUAAGGUACCAUACCCUAAAGGAUUCCCAUACUCUGAAUUUGUGCCAAAGAUCUAUAGUGAAGUCAAGAAGUAUAUACAGGGUUGUCUCAAGUUCUCAGAGGAUCUUCAUCUUAGCCAUACAGAAAUUGAUGACAUGAUCCGGAAAUCUGCAAAUAUGUUGUUAACAAAGACACUGAGUGGUUGUCUCUCCAAGUUGAUCAGGCGACCGAACCUGACUCUAUUGCAGUUGAUCCAAAUAUCAAUUAACAUGAACUACCUUGAGAAGUCCUGCGCAUAUUUGGAAGACUUCAUCUCCAGUAUCACAGGGGCGGAGAAGGACAGUGUUCAUGUGGCUAAAUUACACGGAACUUCAAUGUUUAAAGAUGCAAAGAAUGAAGCAGAGGAACAAAUUUAUAAGCAGCUGAAUAACAAAAUUGAUGAAUUUUUAGAACUAGCCAGUUAUGACUGGUUAUUAGUAGACCCCAAGGGCCAUGCCAGUGGAUACCUCAUGGAUCUUAUUGCCUUCUUACAGAGUACCUUUAUGUCCUUCACCAAUCUCCCGGACAAAGUUGCCAAAACAGCAUGCAUGUCAUCGUGUAAGCAUAUUUCCACCAGCUUGAUGCAAUUCCUCCUGGACAACGAUAUGAAGCAGAUUUCCAUGGGUGCUCUACAGCAGUUUAACCUAGAUCUGAUGCAGUGUGAACAAUUUGCAGCCUCUGAGCCUGUACCUGGGUUUAAUGAUGGCACCUUACAACUCGCCUUUUCUGAUCUUAGACAGCUGUUGGAUCUGUUUCUGAACUGGGACUGGUCAGUGUAUUUAGCAGACUAUGGCCAGCCUAACCACAAAUACAUCCGGGUGACUCCCCACACAGCCAUUACCAUUCUGGAAAAAUUGAAUAAUGCUGACAAGAAGAAAAACAACUUGUUUGCAUGGAAGGGUAAAAACGAGAGAGACAAGAAGAAGUUACUGGACACUGUGUUAAAACAGCUGAGAGGCUUGGUAAAUGGAACUGCCCCUCAUAGUUGAACAUUUUAACAGGAUUCCAAUCACAGAGAGCUUUCGAUGCGCUUUAGCUUAUGUAACUGUUAUUUUGCGGUCAGAAUUGCUGAAAAGAUUUCCUCGCGUUGGUUGAGUUUGCAUCACACAUUUAAGAAAUUGUUCUGUUUAGGAGUUUCUGUGGCAAACUGGUGCUAAUUUGUCAGCUUACCGAUGAGGACAAGAAGGCAUUUGUAUUUCUUCGUAACUUCAUUGAAUAGUCUCUCAACACUGUUGUAUUUUAUUUUGUUAUAGUAUCUUAUUUAAUUUUCUUUUUAUAUUAGUUUGAACAUUUGCUUAUCAUGGCCUAGUAUAUAGCUCAUUUUUGUGGGGGGAUUGUUCAGCUUAUGUUUACCUAUAUAAAUGUGAUAUACGAACAACCUGCAGAGCAGUAGACUGUGAUCGGGUACGAAUGUAUAAAUUGUCUCCCCUUGGUAAGUGUUUGUGAAAAAGGAGUUUCAAAUGGUUGUUCUUUCUUUUUUUCAAGAAAAAUAAAUAAAUAAAACAAAAUCUGUCCACCACUAGAUACAUAACAAAAGCAAACAAUGUACCAUUUGCACUACAUUUUUAACUUUAAACUUUGCUCUCUGUCUUACUAUAUAUGUGCAUCAAUAUAACAUCCUUUAUAUGAAGAUUGAACAACUUUAGUAAAUCCAUAGGGGCAAAUAUUUAUUGCAUAAAUGAAAAAAUGGCUUACUGUACUUACGUUCCAGCAUUCAUGUCACUAUAGUCAUUUUAGCCUGUUGCAGCUUUCAUUAGAGAACUGUUCGUCUUCAGCUAUUACCAAUGGUAUGUGCAGCUUUUUUUUUUUUGGGAAAAGAUGAACUCGCCACUUCUCGUUUUCUAUUUCAUCUAUAAACACUUUUACACGUGGAAACGUUGUAGAAUAUCACUGGUUUUACAAGUUUAUCUGACAGUUCAAAGUAGUCAAGUGCCAGUAUUACACUCUAACUUAUUACAAAUAUAAUGAUUUUGGGACUAUGUGAGAGGACUUUGAUGUUUGCAAAUUUCAGGCCAGGGAUUAUUGUGGUGUUUUAUGUGUGAUGUCUGCAUGCUGGCAUGCGAAGCUUUAAUUGAGGUCUUCAACACAGCAAUACAGGAUGUUUUAUGCUCCCAAGCCUUGUGAUUUGCAGGGUUGUUAUCAAAGAACAUAGCAAUUGAGAACUCCUGAAGACGUCUUAUCAGUGCUAAUUUUAAUGUAUGCUGCCAGAUUUGUAAAUAGUGUGAAUUUUAUUCUGUCACAAUGAUGCAAUGUUAAGAAAUAACUCUUACCAUGAAGUUUUUGAGUGAACCCAUGGUUCCCAUUCAUAUGUUCACCCAUUCACCUGAAAGAACCCCCGUUGUCUUGUCCUAUAACGUUCCUCACAAGGGAUGAUUAAGUGUGCACACGAAUCUAGGUGUUAAAAUUGUCCAUUAUCUGUGUUAGGUAAGGUUAAUUCAUCGUGAUAUGAAAAAUGGUAUUAAACUAUGAAAAUAAGUUUCCGAAAGAGUCCAUGAAAUUUUAUGUAACUUGGUGCUACUGUUGAGU
Liolophura sinensis is the source of this 4005-nucleotide messenger RNA. RefSeq names its product exocyst complex component 6B-like. The transcript is spliced from 23 exons. Bases 111 to 2468 code for a protein of 785 amino acids. NCBI's taxonomy places the organism in Eukaryota, Metazoa, Mollusca, Polyplacophora, Chitonida, Chitonidae. Gene Ontology annotation, biological process: Golgi to plasma membrane transport; exocytosis; intracellular protein transport. The record is from RefSeq and is a predicted model, not a curated record. Gene Ontology annotation, cellular component: membrane; exocyst.